This is a messenger RNA of Nyctereutes procyonoides (raccoon dog), 909 nucleotides long. RefSeq names its product spermatogenesis associated 4 (gene SPATA4). The transcript is spliced from 6 exons. Gene Ontology annotation, cellular component: axoneme. The coding region runs from base 1 to 909 and encodes 302 amino acids. Lineage: Eukaryota; Metazoa; Chordata; Mammalia; Carnivora; Canidae. Gene Ontology annotation, molecular function: microtubule binding. Gene Ontology annotation, biological process: regulation of cytoskeleton organization; negative regulation of execution phase of apoptosis. The record is from RefSeq and is a predicted model, not a curated record.
AUGGCUGCCGCGGGCCGGAGAACACGGCCUGUGACACUGCCGGCGGCAGCCCUGCCCGGGUCACCGUCACUUUCACCGCAGCCAGCAGCCCCCGCCCGAGGGAAGCCUAGGAAAUGUCUGGUGUAUCCGCCUCCACCGAAGAGCUCCCGCCUGUCCCGCUCGGUCCUGCGCUGGCUCCAGGGCCUGGAUCUCACCUUCUUCCCCAGGAACGUCAGCAGGGAUUUUUCCAAUGGUUUCCUGAUUGCAGAAAUAUUCACUGCCUACUACCCCAGGGAGCUUAAACUGUCAUCUUUUGAAAACGGAACUUCUUUGAAGGUCAAGUUGGAUAACUGGGCUCAGUUGGAGAAGUUCCUGGCAAGAAAAAAAUUUAAACUACCUAAAGAGCUAAUCCACGGGACAAUUCACUGCAAAGCCGGAGUACCAGAAAUCCUGGUCCAAGAGGUUUAUACUUUGUUAACACAUAGAGAAAUUAAAAGUAUCCAGGACGACCUCGUGAAUUUCACAGACUACAGUUACCAGAUGCGUUUGCCCCUGGUUUCCAGGUCGACAGCUUCAAAGUUGAUUAAAGAUAACAUUAGGUUGUCAGAAUUAAUAAGCAAUCCCAACAUGCUCAGCAACGAGCUUAAAGUAGAGUUCCUCCUACUUUUACAGAUGUUGCAAAGAAAAUUAAGCAGAAAGUUGAAUCCAAAAUGGUUUGAGGUCAAACCAACAGUGGGAGAAAUUACUCUUGAUCAUCUUCCCAAACAAGUCUCCAGGUGCAAAUAUAAUUCCCCGAUUUCAAGGGAAAGAGUUGCUCCUGUUUUAAGAAAUACAGGUACUGGCGGCAAUCCACUUAAAGAAAUUUCUGUGAAGCAAGCUGGAAAAUGUUCUUUUGAAUCUAUGAAAUCUAUCAGAAACAAGGAAAAGUAA